GAGAAUAAAGAAUUGGGGUACAGCCUAAACGAAAGGAGCGAAGCUUGAAUUAAGCUUCGGUCGCGCCAUAAACCGUGACACUCUCUCAACACCAACAGUAACACUUCACGCGCAUCCCUCUCAAUCCCAAGAUUUUAAGAAUUUAAUCUUAUUUAUAUGCGGCGGAAUUAUGGCCGUUAAUCCGCGAAACUGAGAGCUCCGAAAAUGGUUCAAUUGAAUGCAAAUUUGUUUGAUUCCUCCGAGGUUGAGGAUGGAAUUUUUGAGCUUGAGCAUGUUCCAUUGUCACAAAGGCGAAAGCUUUUGAGGCCUUCAACUAAGCGCCAUAAGGGUUUUGGUGGCAUUGUCCAAAAUGGAAGCGAAACAAAUAAAUCUAUGCCUUGCGUUGAUGUCGUUGUGAAAAAAGAAGAUUUGAACUGUGAUUCAUCACAGGGUGUUCUCCCUUUCCCUUCUGCUUGCUCUGCCAGAGUAGGAGAUCAGCAAUUGUCAAAGAAACAAAAUUAUGAUAGUAAAGAUCCCAGCGGAGUUUCUUCUGAAGACCCAUGCUGCAGAAUUCUGCUUGACUCUGCAAUUGAUCAUUGUUUACAAAGUUCUACUUGCGGAAAAUAUGUGGGUUUGCCUGGAGAUGGCAACCACCAUGACACUCAAGUAAAUGCAUAUCCUUAUUCUGAGCAGGGAAGAUGUAGUGGAGUUAACACUGAUGAUGUUGGAGAAGAGAAAAAACAUGAUGUUGAUGAUUUCACUUUGCACAAAAGUCAGACAUUGCUGGUGGUUCCUGCCAAAAUUAAGGUUGAACAUUCUGGCAACUUGCUAAAUUCAUUGGGUAAUGGUGUAAAUGGCUUUGCUGGUGAUGACAUGUCAGCAGUUGCGGUAAAAACUGAAAUCCCCAGUGACUUUCCUGAUGAUGAUCUUGAUCACAUUGUGCUGAAAGAGCGGCGAAGGAUGCUGCUAUCAAGGAAACUGUUGGAGCUUGCUAACCCACUUCAAGAGGGUACUUCUGGAGGCUUAUCAGAAUUCCUUAAACAACAGUAUGCUGAAAAAGGGAAGGAAGACAUUCAUGUUGGAGAGUUAGUGCCUGGAAAUCAGCUUGACGACAAGCCUGAAGUAACUGCUUUUGUUUCCUGCAGAACUUUGGUAACUGGUUCGUCAGAUGACAUUAUUGCAGAAACGUCAUCUGUAAUCAAUCAAUAUUCAAGCGGAUCAACUAAAUCAGGUGAUGAUAUGGAAAUUCAUGUAAGUGACAAGAACUCAUCAGAGAGAAUGAUGGUGGAGUUGAAUUCAUCUGAGGGGCAGGGUUAUGUGCCUGCUAACACAAGUAGUGCAUGUACUUCACUGUCAUCAACCUUUGUUAAGGUCAAGGAUGAACCUGGGGAUAACAAUAACUUACCUGACCCUGACAAGAGUGCUAUACAUGACUUUUCCUUUAACAAGCAGCCAUUGAAGAGUGAAUUGGGAGUCUUUGAUAAACCAUAUGGAGAUGAUGUAGACCAUAUGCCACUGCAAGACCGGAUGAAGAUGCCAACGUUGGUGGAAAAUAACAUAUCGAGGAACAAUGAAUACUUGAAGAAAAGUGUGCUGUCUUCUGUUGGAUGUAGCAUUAUUGCUUCAGAAUCUGCUGAUCCAAUACGCAUCAGCCGUCCACGGAAGAGAAAAAAGACUGUCACUGAUUCGGUUGAGUCAGCAUUGGAGGAAGAUGCUCCUGGACUCCUGAAGGUGUUGAUUGACAAAGGGGUCUCAGUUGAUGAAAUUAAGCUUUAUGGGGAGAUGGAGAGCGAUGAAGCUCUUGAUGAGUCAUUUAUUGAAGAGAGUUUUUCUGAGCUUGAAGCUGUGAUUACAAAGCUUUUCUCUCAGCGGGAAUCCUUUAUAAAAUUUGCUUCUGUACGAUGCACAAAGGGUGCUAGAGCUACUUAUUGCUUGGCCUGUCUAUUUUCACUUGUGGAGCAGGCCCGAUAUUUGCAGUUUCGACAAUGGCCUGUUGAAUGGGGGUGGUGCCGAGACCUCCAAUCAUUUAUAUUUGUCUUUAAAAGACAUAACAGGAUAGUGCUGGAACGUCCUGAAUAUGGCUAUGCAACGUACUUUUUUGAGAUAGUGGAUUCCUUACCCGUUGACUGGCAGAUCAAGCGUUUGGUGACUGCAAUGAGGCUUAGUAGCUGUGGCAGGGUUUCUCUAAUUGAGAACAAAGCAUUAGUGGUUGGAGAAGACUUGACUGAAGGGGAAGCGAAGGUUUUAAUGGAAUACGGUUGGGUACCAAAUAGCGGCUUGGGAUCAAUGCUUAACUAUUGUGACAGAGUUGUGCAUGAUAGGAAGAAUGAGAGAGACAGCUCAGAAUGGAGAUCCAAGAUAGCAAAGAUGCUGAUGGAUGGUUACAACGGUGGAAUUAAGGUUGCAACCAACAUUCCAAAGAAGUUUGAGAACAACGUAGGUUCUCAAAACCCAGAAAUUAAGUUGGAGUUUUAAGUUGUGAUUCGCUUGUUUUGAAACGUGUAAAUAAUUACAUAGAAAAAUAAUGAGCUUUAGGACAAUUGCUAACAGUGUUUAUUGUACUGGUGUAUUUGCCUCGUUGUACAUGAAUAAAAUUUUCCUUUUAUUUACUUUUAUUUUUAAAUUUUUGUUUAUAAA
This is a messenger RNA of Quercus lobata, 2616 nucleotides long. RefSeq lists its product as uncharacterized. The transcript has 12 exons. The coding region runs from base 205 to 2454 and encodes 749 amino acids. NCBI's taxonomy places the organism in Eukaryota, Viridiplantae, Streptophyta, Magnoliopsida, Fagales, Fagaceae. The record is from RefSeq and is a predicted model, not a curated record.